UCAACAUCCAUGCGCACUGCGCAUGACGCAUUGCGCACCGCCCGCAGGAUUCAAUAUAGGUUCCCUCCAGCUGCCACAUGGUGAAUGUUUAGAUGAAGAAAAUGCACCUCGCCCUGGCUGUAGGUAACUGGUACUUCUUCGCAUCCUCUAAAUGCAGCAUAAACCUGCUGCAUCGUGACGGUGUGCCUCACAGCUGGGCUGUGGAAUGAUUUGGAAUAGUGAUCAUUGUUGGAACUGCUUCACCCACAUUGAAAUACAUCCCUGAGGGCACCAUUCUACUCUGGGAAGAAGCCGGGAAGAAGUUUACUAUACUGUCUGUCUGCGUACUGUAUAGACUCAAACAGCAUGGGGGACUUCCAGCAGUUUGAGCAGGACUUCUACCAGACAGGAUAUUACGUAGAUGACCAGGGCCACACCGUGGCUUACUGCGAUGGCUACGAUUCCACAGACCCUGCUUAUUACGGCACUGGAGCACAGGCUUUCGUGUCGGGGGCUCUGGAUCCUUCCAUAGAGCAGCAGUACACUGGACAGUUCUUCCAACCUGCAAUGCCUUCUGGGACUGUGGGAGGCACAGGAAUAGAUUCUCCUGACGAGGAACCUCCCCUUCUCGAGGAACUUGGCAUCAAUUUUGAUCACAUCUGGCAGAAGACACUGACAGUGUUGAACCCCUUUAAGCCAGCAGAUGGCAGCAUUAUGAAUGAGACGGAUCUGACCGGUCCGAUCCUCUUCUGCGUUGCACUGGGGGUCACUCUAAUGAUGGCAGGUAAAGUCCACUUUGGUUAUGUGUACGGGAUCAGUGCUGCAGCCUGUAUUGGGAUGUACAUCCUGCUGAGUCUCAUGAGCUCCCUGGCAGUGUCUUAUGGCUGUGUGGCCAGUGUCCUGGGCUACUGCCUCCUGCCCAUGGUGGCCCUCUCUGCAUUUGCUGUCUUCUACUCUUUGCAAGGCGUCCUGGGUACACUUCUGGCCUUGCUAGGAAUUUGUUGGUGCAGUCUCUCUGCCUCCAAGAUCUUCAUCUCCACCCUGGCGAUGGAUGGCCAGCAGCUGUUGGUGGCUUACCCAUGUGCCCUGCUCUAUGGGCUCUUUGCACUGCUCACUGUUUUCUAAUUAUCACCAGAUUAAACGCAGAGGGAAAAUAUGUAUUGUUCCAAAAACCAUUUUUUUUUUUGGGGGUUUUUUUUACCAACUAAAUUUAGCGAAUGUUUUUCACCCAUGUCUAUUGGUCAGCUUGGAUUAAGUACUCAAGGUGGAUGAUUGCAUAACAGAGCUUCAGCUCCAGGCUGAAUGCUUUAUAUUCCUCAACUGUAUGUUUUAUUUUCAUUUUGUUUUAUUUAAUCAAAGUUAUAUUUAAUAUUUACAUGGUAGAUAUUUUAUGGAGACAUGUGUAUUCUGUCUUUAAUGAUUUUGAUGAAUAAAUAUUGAUGAUGUGAUAAGUGUAUCUCACAUCAUGUCCUGGUGUCAACUUUCAAAUUUC
Perca flavescens (yellow perch) is the source of this 1471-nucleotide messenger RNA. Its product is annotated as Protein YIPF5-like. The record is from RefSeq and is a predicted model, not a curated record. The coding region runs from base 346 to 1104 and encodes 252 amino acids. Gene Ontology annotation, biological process: endoplasmic reticulum to Golgi vesicle-mediated transport; vesicle fusion with Golgi apparatus. NCBI's taxonomy places the organism in Eukaryota, Metazoa, Chordata, Actinopteri, Perciformes, Percidae. The transcript has 7 exons. Gene Ontology annotation, cellular component: trans-Golgi network; membrane.